Loxodonta africana (African savanna elephant) is the source of this 6179-nucleotide messenger RNA. It is a transcript of the gene LEAP2, whose product is annotated as liver enriched antimicrobial peptide 2. The transcript has 2 exons. NCBI's taxonomy places the organism in Eukaryota, Metazoa, Chordata, Mammalia, Proboscidea, Elephantidae. Gene Ontology annotation, biological process: antimicrobial humoral immune response mediated by antimicrobial peptide; defense response to bacterium. The coding region runs from base 4776 to 4976 and encodes 66 amino acids. The record is from RefSeq and is a predicted model, not a curated record.
UUUGGGGGCUUGGUGAAGAGGUAGGGUUUGCCCCUAUUCUAGAAUCUACAAGUGCCUGCCUGCCUCUUGCAGCUGGCCAGUUGUGGGUGGCACAGGCUGUGGGUAUUGCUGGUUCCUGGCCCUCUGUCAAUAACAAUAAAAUCUAGCAAUAUUGUGCUUACUAUGUCAGGCACUCUUCUAAACCCUUUAUACAAAUUAAUUCUUAGAUCUCACAACAACCUUUGAAGCAAACACCAUUAUUAUACUCAUUUUGUAGCUGAGGAAACAGGCACAGAGAGGUUAAGGAACCUGCCCAAAAUUAUAGUUAGUGAAUGGCAUGGACUCUGGAACUAGAGUUUUGUGCUUUUAAAUGCCAUACUGUUUUACCUUUCCACCCAAGGCAGGCCUGACUUAGCUUGAGCAAAAGUCUACUAUGAAAGGAGGAGAUGAGGUAAUCCCUUGGUCUCUACUUGGGAGCCCCAAAUUUUUUUUAACCAACUGGAGCCUGUAAAGUCCAGGACUUCAUAGAGAAAGUUUGCUAACCCCUGCUCUAGAGCCUUUGUAGUAUCUUAGUAUGAAAAGUACCCUUUUUUUUUUUACUAAGAUAUAGUGAGGGAGUACAGUUGGCAGAGUUUGUUUUAUGCUUCUGGGCCCCUGCUCCAUUUGUAGAGACUUCCUCUUUUCUAAGGAUAUUUUCUGGUGAUGUAAUGCAGUACCUUAUCAUGGUCUGGCUGACCUUCUGGCUCAGGCUGUGUCUUUCCUUACACUGAUUGCUUUUGCCUUUUAAGGACCCAAAUGAAAUAUCUUGAGAUAAAACAUUUGUAAAAUAUUUGUGUUGAUUGUGAGGCAGAAUAAGGGGGAAAGGCUGAGCCAGACAGACUUGGGCCCGUAUCCUUAAACUGUUGCUUCCUCAUCAAUACAGGCAAGUAACCUCUGUUUUGGAGCCUUCGAUUUCUUACCCAGAAAAUAGAUGUACAGUCACAGCAUUGUGGUGAUAGGUAUCGGGCGUGGUGGUACAGGCUUAACAGGGCAGCUAGUGGAUAAAAACUCUUGGCCUCACCAAACAUGGUCCAGUUUUCCUGUUUGGUCUUUUGUCCAGAUUCCAGAGCUUGAUGCCUGAUCUGCAAUAUAUUUGGGUCAAAGACUCCUUUGAGAAGGGUAGUGAAAUGGACUGUCAAAAGAACGAACAAAUCUGUCUUGGAAGAAGUACAGCUCCAAUGCUCCUUAGAAGUGAGGAUGGUGAGACUUCAUCUCACAUACUUUGGACAUGUUAUAAGGACAUUAUGCUUGAUAAGGUAGAGGGUCAGUGAAAAAGAGGAAGACCCUUGAGGUGGAUUGACACAGUGGCUGCAACAAUGGGCUCAAGCAUAAUGGUUGUGAGAAUGGUGUAGGACUGGGCAGUUAUUUCAUUCUGUUGUACAUGGGGUUGCUGUGAGUCGGAACCAACUCGAUGGCAGCUAACAGUUCUUUGACAAGCUCAAAGAAACCCAACUAAGCCUUUCUCACCCCAGGCCAGGCACUGACUGUGUUGGUCUUAAUCCAGGAGGGCCCUACUGAGAAGACCCUACAGGAGAUGCUUUGAUCAAGCUGAGCUGCCUAUGGCUAAAAUUGUUAAAGGGUGUUUUGGGCCUCUUACUAUGGGGCUUCCCUCUCUGAGCUUGGUGACAUGGAUCUCACCUGUGUAACUGAGGCACUGAGGCAGUGAGGGUGUGGAAUGUAGUGAGCUGUCACAGUGCCCUUGUACACAAUAUGGGAUCUAGGAUCAUUUUAGGGACCAUUCUAAUCUGUAGAAAUCCACAAAGGAGAAAUUGACUAGAGGCUUUUAGGCAAGGAUGAGAGACAGCUGCUGUGGGCCUUAAAGCCUGUAUAACCCACCCACCUGGAGCCUCUAACUCUGGGUAUGGCUCCUUCCCUGUGACGACAUAACCACUUGCUCCAUUUAGCCUUUUUUUUCCCAAGCAGAUCUCCUGUCCCCCAUCGUUGUGGGGACACUUUUAUCUAUGGACUGUAGAGUCUGGGGAAGAAAGCCCUCUCUUCAGCCUGUCAACGUAAUCCCCAAGAUGUAGGCCUAGUGCAGGCCCAGAAGGUGGUGCCAGUUCAGCCAGGAAAAGAGCAAUUACACUCUGACCUUUCGCUGAAAUUUUACCUGGAAAAGUUCCUCCAUUUCAAGAGUCUUUCAUCUUUUAGUAGGCACCUCCUGCUCAUGGACAGCAAAAAAUUUCCAAUUACCGCCACACCCUAAUGAUCUCUCCACCUGGAGUGUGUUUCAAACAGCUGCUCAUGUAUCUACAUCCUCUUAUUUCAUCUUAGGCACUAAAUUCCUAGGAGUUGUGUCCAAAGUUACCAAGCUCUUAGCUAUCAAACCUGCUUCGGUCUCAUUUUCUUCUUGUAAACUAACGUGAACCCCCAAAUGUCUGUGCCUGAGAGGUCUCAAAGAUGUACUCCCAGAAGACUAUAAAGCACAGAGAGGGGAAGGGCUGGCCUAUGGUCAGUCACUCUGCCUAGACCCCAAGCUUCUGCCUUCCAGCCAAGCAUUUUUUUCUUAAGGCUAAAGUUGUUAGACUUCUUAGGUCUUUCUGCUGGAGGAAGGAGAAUGUAGCUCCGUGCUAAUUCAUUCAGCAAAAUACUUUAUUGCAGAGAGCCCAUGAAUUUUUUUCCCCCUUUUCAGGAGCAGACUUUCACAUUCAACUCCCAGGGGUGUGGGAUGGCUGUGGAUAACUGCUGCCAUUUAAUUAAGCUGAAGGCUGCCUUGUUGCCACUUUGCUUUUAAAAAGUUUGAUUUUUGCUCCAUAUUUAAAUAAAACAACAGAUAAUUUAACAAUUUAAAUUAAAAAAAAAAAAGAGCUAGUGUAAAUAUAUAUGUUGAAAUAUUUCCCUAACAGUAGUUAAUUAUUCCACUGGUAGUAAUUACCCAGUCUUUUCUUUUGUAGGGGCAUGGCAUGCAAGAUAGGAGCAGGAGACAGUGUUGUUACAAUUUUGUUCUUUUUCCCAAUGGACAGGGGCCUGAGGCUCAUAGGCUCUUCCCUUAACUGUGGUAGUAUUAUCUUUACAAAUGAACACAAAAAGCUAGUUUGGUUUUGCUUGGAGUAUAGAAGGCAGAAAUGGAGGGUUAGGAGAAAGUACUUAUCUUUGGGAUGAGAAAUUUCCAGAGCCCAUUUGGCACCACAUCACUCUAGGGUGGUUUAGCACUGGGUCCACAGACCCAACUGGCUCUAGGACAUCAGGUUGUUCAGCUUUUUGCUUAUCUAAUCAGAUGUGUUCUUACCCAAUGUUCACUAGGUCACCACAUAGCUCGUAGGUAAGCCCCUAUCUGGUGUCACGCAGAAUACAAACUCAGAGAUUAAGGGAGGGUACAGAAAACUGGCCUUGUAACUUGUAGGUUAGGUGGGUUAGGCAUAGCUCUGCUUUGCAAUGUUCCCUAAGUGCAAACAGUAACUGUCCCUUCCUGGUCCUGAGAGGAAUGGAACCAGGGUAGAUAAGUGGAGUUACACCCUGCCCAAUCUCAACUCUGAGGCUCUUUGGCAAGAGGCACCCUCUAUUCCCUGGGCGGAAGGAUUCGCGACCAUCCUGUCCACCUUCAGCUGUGUUGCGUCUCUACUUUUCCUUGGGGUAGGGGAACAGGCAACUCAUAUCCAAAUACCCAACUCCGAAGUUGAAAAGGGCCUCCAGAAGAGCCAUCAGCCAAGUUUUCAGGGAGAUGCCAGGUAGAUGGGGAAAGAAUCUUGUUGCAAUUGUCUUGGUUAAUCCCUCCAUGUCAUAGAAGACCUAGAGUCUUUUAAGUCUCCUUACCCAAAAUUCACACCUUUGCCCCAAAAUUUAUUAAAGCUCCCGGGUCAUUUAAUGAAUACUCAUAUAACCACUCAUAGUUUGGUGACACAUCUUCUUUUUUGGUUUAGAAAUCUGUAGCAGUUCCCACUUAAGCUAUUGCUCAAAGCUGUUGUUUUGGGUUUUGGAAAUUUCCCAGCCCUGCGCCUGCUUCCCUGAACCUGCUGGCAAGAUAUGCUGUGCAGAAGGCCCCGGCAGGUACUGGGAGGAAAGCCCGUAACCCAAGGCUUGCAAUGUGGUUUAAUCACCACACAAGCGCUCCCACUGAUUUAGAAGCUCCUGCCACUCCUCAUUCACAUGUGUUUAAAACAAAACAACUACAAUCCACUGAAUUCAUCCAUGGUUCCAAGAGCUUCCACAUUGGUCCUGAUUGCUCUUCCCCUGGGAGAGAUGGCAGGUGGGUCAGACACUAAAUUUUCCACAGCUGAGUAUUCAUUCUACUAGGGAGAUGGUCUGGAGCAGAUACAGGAUCUGGUGCACUGCAGACCUGGCUUGCCGAACACCCUCCCACAGUAGGGAGAUAUGGGAUUUGUCCAAUUCCCUGUACACAAGAGACCAGUUCUUUCCUAGAUAAGGCUAAAAGGUUUCAUAUACUAUUCCUGAAGACCUCAUUAUUAGAAUUCUAUUUUGAUUAGAGUGAUCUCACUAUUUUAGAAUCAAAAUGUGGCCAGGUGCCUGGCCUCCCUCAAUGGCUUCGCGUGGCUUUCAAAGGGAAGGACAGUGGUGACUUUUAGUAAAAUGGAUGAAAGGGUCCAAGCCAGCAAUACAAUCACUCGAAGUCCAGAUGAGAGAUCAGUAAAUACAUGUCUGAAAGACAGACCUUGAGCACAUUCUUCUGGUAGACAUUAACUUAUUAAAUCAAUCCUGAUUGCAAAUAUAAACUUUGCCCUCAUCUGGCAACCACUGGAGAGAAUUUCAACCUAUAAAAAGGAAGCAGGGACUGACCCUGGCUCCUACAUCCUCCUGUCAAGAUGUGGCCCCUCAGGCUCUUUGCAGUGCUCAUGACCUGCCUCCUGCUGUUAGGCCAGGUAGAUGGUUCCCCAGUACCAGAACUGAGCUCAGCAAAGAGAAGGCUGAGGCGAAUGACCCCAUUUUGGAGAGGAGUGUCCCUUAGGCCUAUUGGAGCCUCCUGUCGGGAUGAAUCUGAAUGUAUCACAAGGCUAUGCAGGUAACUCCUUAAGCCUGGGAGAGGGCUGGGCCACAGAGCCCUGGGAAGCUGGGCAAGGGAGAAGUCAGGAAUCACACAGGCCAAGGGAUAAAGCUAGUUGGGAGGGGUGCCUGAGGUGAGGUGGGGCUGCGAGCUCCCUGGAGGAAGAGAAUCUCUCAUGAGCUAAGAACAAGUCUACACAGGUACCAUCAAAGAGGGUGACUUUCCUUUCUUCUGUGUUCCUGAGACUGGACCAAUUAUGCAGAAGAAAAUGCAGCAGAGGCCACCUUGGGCACUGCUAGACCCAUCUUAAAAACUACCUUUUUGUUUUCCUCUAGAAAAAGACGCUGUUCCCUAAGCGUGGCCCAGGAAUGAAGUACAUACUAGGGAGAGAGAGGACAGCACUCACCUACAACAAUGCUCCGUUCUAUGGAAUAUUGAUUAACUGCAUUUUGGCUGGAGACACCUAAGUGAAGCCAUCUUGUAUUUUUAAUAUUUAAAGACAGAUGUGUGCUUUAACAAGUCUCCGUUUCUUCUUAGAAUUUUGGUAGGUGGAUAAGCAUGACUGAGAUUUUCAACUUAGAGUUUAUUUUUUUAUGAAUACUAUUAAAUGUCUCCAGUUGAAAUUUUGGCAGUCUGGAAUUCAAACUUCUGAGGGGAGGGUGGGUUUGCUUCUGUGUACUAUAGGAAAAAACAUCAUUGUCUAAUAAUGAUGUGUUAACUUCUCAAUCUGGAAAGUGUGAAGGAGAGAGUUUAUGCAUUUUCAAGAAAUACAGAGCACAGUGGCAGGUUAAAGGCAAAAGUUUAGGCAGUAGCUAUGCAAUCAGCUUAAUAACCUGUGGGCCUGGUCCCAACCCUUUAACUCCACGUAAGGAACUCUCAAGUGAGGUGUAGAAGAUGGGGAUUUUGGCAUUUGCCAUCUAAUGAUGGGCCCAGUCUAUGACUCUUUGAACAUAAGCCAGAACAGGAAGAAAAAUCUAGUUUAAUAAUAAAAGCCCAAGCCACCAUGAACACAAAAAGGGUUUGAGAUUUGUUGGAGCAGGAUGAAUUAUGAUCUAUGCACAAGGGCUCAUGGUCAGCAAGUUCAGAAUUUGUCAUCGGAAAGUAAGAUCUGGGCUGCAGGACCAGAAGAGUAACAUGGGGCCCUAAACACAGAACAGAAAUUACAUGGAAGGGGCAAAGUAGGAGUUGAAGAAGUGUAAAGAGCACAGUGUUUAUAAACUUUAAU